ACCAGUGCCCCCUUAUAUCAGGUGUUCCUAACAGAGUCCCUCCUUAUAUCAGGAGUUCUUCUUAGAGUUCCUCCUUACAUCAAAGUUCCUAUAACAGUCCCUCCUUACAUCAGGUGUCCUCACCAGAGUGCCCCUUACAUCAACUGUCCUCACCACAGUGCCCCUUGCAUCAACUGUCCGCAUCAGAGUUUGCCCCUUGCAUCAACUGUCCGCAUCAGAGUGUGCCCCUUGCAUCAACUGUCCGCAUCAGAGUGCCCCCUUACAUCAACUGUCCUCACCAGAGAGUGCCCCUUGCAUCAACUGUCCCCAUCAGAGUGUCCCCUUACAUCAACUGUCCGCAUCAGAGUGUCCCCUUACAUCAACUGUACACAUCAGAGUGUGCCCUUACAUCAACUGUCCCCAUCAGAGUGUGCCCUUACAUCAACUGUCCCCAUCAGAGUCCCCCCUACAUCAACUGUCCUCACCAGAGUGCCCCUUACAUCAACUGUCCCCAUCAGAGUGUGCCCUUACAUCAACUGUCCCCAUCAGAGUGUACCCUUACAUCAACUGUCCCCAUCAGAGUGUCCCCUUACAUCAACUGUCCACAUCAGAGUAUCCCCCUUA
Messenger RNA from Staurois parvus, 603 nucleotides. Lineage: Eukaryota; Metazoa; Chordata; Amphibia; Anura; Ranidae. The record is from the annotation of a GenBank genome assembly.